Asterias rubens (European starfish) is the source of this 2031-nucleotide messenger RNA. RefSeq names its product DNA replication complex GINS protein SLD5-like. The coding region runs from base 107 to 775 and encodes 222 amino acids. The transcript is spliced from 7 exons. Lineage: Eukaryota; Metazoa; Echinodermata; Asteroidea; Forcipulatida; Asteriidae. The record is from RefSeq and is a predicted model, not a curated record. Gene Ontology annotation, cellular component: GINS complex. Gene Ontology annotation, biological process: DNA-templated DNA replication; double-strand break repair via break-induced replication.
ACCGCGGGAAAUCUGACGUCUACUGCUGCACUCUUUUGAUAUUUUUACAGACAGAUUUUUAAAGUUAUUGUUGCUAUUGUUGGCUGUAGAUACACCUAUCUUCAACAUGGCAAGUGGAGGGGAUGAGAUUAGUGAGGAAUUUAGCGAUGAUGAGGUGGAGAUGACUGCUGCAGAUGUGCUGCAGAAAAUAGAAGAGGCCUGGCUGAAUGAGAAGUUUUCUCCCGAUCUUUUAGAGAGUAAAUCUGAACUGAUCGAUUGUAUGCUGGAACAGACUCAAGAAAUGGAGAGUAACGUCAGUAAAUGCAAGAAAGGCGAUUUUAGAAUCAUUGUUCAUAAAAUGGAGAUUGACAGGAUUAGGUAUAUUUUAAGCAGCUACCUGAGGAUACGAUUGCAAAAGAUAGAGCAGUUUUAUCACACAAUUUUGAAGAGAGAAGCGGAAAGGAAGGAUGAGGAAGCUGCCAGGUUAUCACCGGAAGAGUUCGCCUUUGCAAAAGAAUUUGCAGAGAACUCAGAAACACACUACAAAAAUGUUGCUUUGAGACAUAUGCCGGCAAAUCUGCAAAUAUUACAACAAGAUAAGACAGCGCCAAAGCCCAACCUUAACAGCUAUGUCUUUUUAAGAGCAAAUCAGAAGCAGGAACAAGUUCUUAUUGAGCCAGAGUUGGAAGACGACCAAAACGCUGAGGUCAUUGACCUUGAGGAAGGAGCCCAGUACAUAAUGAGGUAUCAGCCAAUCACAUCACUCAUCACGGAUGGAGCAGUCUCAUUAAUCUGAAAGUACAUGCUGUCUCAUCAUCAUCAAUGUUAGGCAAAGACUUGCGUCCGUGUGUGCCUUAUCCAUCGAUUGUUAUGUGGGCAAACUCCUGGAGUCGACGCCAUCACCCGUUUUUCUUUUGAUUGAUGCUCUUCUCAGCUCUCCUACGCUUCAACCACUCCAAUUUGCUACAUUGUCUACCUCGAUUUAUACCUGUAGACAUACGUUCUAUAGUUGCAGCGGGUAGGCCUCCAUCUCUCACCACAUGAGCACACCACUUUGCCAUCUGCUCCAACACCUCGUAGGUCCCAAUUUCAUAGAGCUGCUUAAGCAGAAAAUGUUGCUUAACGAUUCCUUGCUAAGCAGAAAUGAGCAGGAUACCAGUCACAAAUUGUACAUGUGAAAUGGUAAUUUGGCUGAUAAUAUUAAUCUGGUAAACACAAUAUUGAUGUGCUUAGCUAAAUGCGGCCCUGGAGGUGAAACCGAAUCUGGAGUUAAAUACUGAAACUUGUUUAUCUUGUCACACUAUAAUGUGAAGCACUUUAGAAACAAGCCUUGGGUUCUGUGUACCUCAUUUUAUUGAUGCAGAUCAUUCUCAACUCUUACCAUGAGCUACCCCCAUCCUGAAUCCUUGUUGUUUUUCCUCAAAUCAUACAUGUGGAUAUGGGCAUAUCUACCUUUUUAAACAAGGGACUUUUUUAUUGAAGGGAAUAAUAUGUCCCUGAUUAGCAAAUUAGUCCUUGUUCGGGCCUCAAAUUUACCCACAGCAUGGCCUGUGCUUUUGCUAUGGUGUCUUUUGCAAGGUCCCAAUACAAAUUUACAUCGUAGAAGUGCCCCUUCCCAGAGGGAAAUUGUUGUGCCCCUUUAAGAGCAAAGUUCAAGACCUGCUCGUUGCUGUUUUGUGAAGAUCAAAUAAGCACCUUUGAUACUUGACAUGUUUUUCUGGACAAAUAAUUUCCUAAGAAAUUCUGGAAAACUUUGAAGAUAUUUCUUAAUUGGAAACCAUGUGAUUAGUAAGGGUGGUUCUUGGUUCUACAAUUAUAUAAAAAACUCCACACAAAAGUCAGCAAAACUGGAAAUAACAGAAAGGAAGAACAGCAAAGCCUGGAUUAACACUAUAUUCCAAAUUACUUGAUGGGUUUAUUCACAUUAUGUUAAGUUGUAAAGAAUUUGGCAAGAUAAUGUGAACUUUGAAGUUGGCCCUCACUUUGUCAAAAUUUUUUGUUAAAGGAACACGUUGCCUUGGAUCGGACGAGUUGGUCUAUAAAAAGCAUCUG